UAUGGCGAACGACACUAUUAAAGAAAUAUUGAAAAUUCGGGACGCAACGUACCUUAAGAUAUAUGAAGAGAUGGAAGCGGCGUUAGCCGCUGCGGGAGUCCUUGGAAGACCUAUCAGAAGCAACUCAGACAAAGGCAAAGCGGCAAGAAUUGCGCAGUCCGUGGCAAAGGCGAACCCAGACGUUUUCAAUUCUGAUAAAACGUCAAGCUGUUUAAUGGAAAUCGCAAGACGAUGCAAUCGAAAUUUUACGAGGGCAAUGAAAAGAAAACAGCGAUACUACGCCACCGCAAACACCAGGAAGGGAACAAGCUGCCCUGGUCAUCUCCCAGGCGAGGACGUACUCGACGUAAGGUGCCUAUCGACAUGCGGAGACAAAAAAGAUUUCGAGCCCUGGGUAACGCAGAAGGCAGCUAUGCCGGCAUUGUGUCCUGCGCCAACACACUCUAGACUGCGGGCUGGUCCUGAAAAAGAGAUCGCGGAUGCCCAACAACAACAAAAGGCAAAAGGAUCUGAGAAAGAUGGCGAUCGGUGA
This is a messenger RNA of Periconia digitata, 532 nucleotides long. NCBI's taxonomy places the organism in Eukaryota, Fungi, Ascomycota, Dothideomycetes, Pleosporales, Periconiaceae. The record is from the annotation of a GenBank genome assembly.